AGCUCCCGCUGAUCACGACUGCUUUCCGCAGCAAGACAAAUGCCUCCACGCAUUGCGCGACAACGAUGAGAGGACUUUGGGCCCUGCCCGCACUCGUGCGCCUGACGGUUGCCAGCCAACAUUCAUUCAGCGUGCACGACGAUUUGCUCGCGUUUCCGCAGUACCGAGUCGUCUUUACCGAAUCUGGAAUUUCGGAAGAGCACGCCGCAGCCUUUUUUGCCUCCACGAAAGAGCGCGACGAUGCGUCAUCACCAACGACCGCCGAGCUUGCUCACACGACGGACGGAGGUGCGCCUAAUCCGUUCAAGGGGGCCGUCGGGGACGACACGGAAGGCGAGGAUGAGGUAGCAGCAACCUAUGAGCGCAUGGUGCUGGACUCGUAUCCUUAUCUCUGCCGCAUCCCCAUAGUCGAAACGGAGGACGACAACACCAACGCGAGCAGCAAUGCACGCGACCCAGUGGAAGAAGAAAAGGAGUUGGCACGCGCAAGCGACCGAGGCUGGGAGCUGUUGCGGGGAAUGCAGGACAACUGUAUCUACUUUCUGAGCGGCUGGUGGAGCUACAGCUUCUGUUACAACAAAGGCGUCAAGCAGUUCCACCAGCUCCCGCCUGGUAGAGGAGUUCCGAUGUACCCGCCCGUUGAAGACGAGUCUGUUCACAGUUUCAUACUGGGCAAGUUUCCGAAGGAUAAGAAGCAGAAGAAGAACCAGGAGGUGGACGAUGAAGGUCAUGGCAGCGACGAGGGCUCCGCCACUGGAGAAACGAGUGUGGCUAAGCUCGAGACCAAGGGAGAGACGAGGUAUCUCGUGCAGAAGCUCACAGGCGGCACGACUUGCGAUCUUACGGGCAAGGACCGAAAGAUCGAGGUGCAGUUUCACUGCCACCCCAACACGCCGGACCGCAUCGGCAUGAUCAAGGAAGUCAGCACGUGUGCCUACCUCAUGGUGAUUUACACGCCGCGCCUCUGCAAUGACGUUGCCUUCCUGCCGCCGCAAGAAAACCGCGCACACCACAUCGCCUGCGCACUAAUCCAGUCCUCCACCGAUGCAGGCCUAUCGCAAUCCACAACCAAACCCAAGGACAACGAACCCAGUAUAGAGGAAAUUCAAGCUCUCCUGGGCCAUGAUGGCCAAAACGAAGGUGAUAUCUCGGCCGCUGUAUUAGAAGCUCUGGGUUAUGGAGCGGCGGCAUCUAUGCCGGUGAUUGGGGGGACUGUGGUGGGCGCGCAAGCGCUCGUUGGCUCGCCAGGAAAGGUCAUUGAGAAGUCGGUUGUGGUGGGCGGUGGAAAAGAGACGCUACUAGCGACGGUGGCUGAGAGCGACGGGCGUGGCAAUCAAAAGGUCAUGAGCGCGGAACAGCUGCGCAAGCUCGAUAUAAAAGAUCCAAAGGACGUGGACGAUUUGCGGAAGAGGCUGGGGAACAUGGCUGGCGAUAGGGGCUGGAAGCUCGAGCUGGUAAACACGCCUAGGGGUAGAGAGUUUAGGGGAAUCCUGUUGGAUGGUGAUGAGGAUGAAGGUGAAGACGAGGGGACAGCACAAGAGAAGGGCGAAGCAGAAGGUAUACAAGGCAGCGAAGAAGAAUAUCGUCAGGAAGACGAGGGACAGGGCAGUGAGGAGACCUUCUUCAAAGAAGAACUUUAGCCUUCUAUUGCAAUCUGGAGUUUGGGCGUUCGCUGUACAUGUUAGUUAGACGUCAAGCCAAGCGUAUUAGAGUCCUGUUUUGUCGCG
Messenger RNA from Aplosporella prunicola CBS 121167, 1727 nucleotides. RefSeq lists its product as uncharacterized. The transcript is spliced from 3 exons. Gene Ontology annotation, biological process: endoplasmic reticulum unfolded protein response; retrograde protein transport, ER to cytosol. Gene Ontology annotation, cellular component: endoplasmic reticulum lumen. Bases 66 to 1640 code for a protein of 524 amino acids. The record is from RefSeq and is a predicted model, not a curated record. NCBI's taxonomy places the organism in Eukaryota, Fungi, Ascomycota, Dothideomycetes, Botryosphaeriales, Aplosporellaceae.